Molecule: messenger RNA, 579 nt
Organism: Tetrahymena thermophila SB210
Lineage: Eukaryota; Ciliophora; Oligohymenophorea; Hymenostomatida; Tetrahymenidae
Exons: 1
Source: RefSeq, a predicted model, not a curated record
AUGAAAAUCAACUAGAAAGAAUACCCAAAGUUAUUUCCUGAACAAUAGUAAUUUAAUGAAAGAGUUAAAGGUGAUUAAGUACUUAAAACAAUAUCACAGAGUAGCUAAAUUCGACACAAUAUAUCAACAUAAAGCACUAACAUACCUCCUACUUCUAUAAAUAAUAGACAUUUUAAAAAUGAUGAAAGUUUGAAUAUGCCAAUUAAUGAUGAUGAAAUAUCUGCCUUUUUAGUGCAUCCUCAAUCAACUUAAAAUUUAAACAGCAACAAUAGCAAUAAUAAUAACAAUUUCUUUUAAAAUAAAUGUAAAAGAAGUAUUCAGCACAAGAAAUCUCAUUCAAAUGCAGUAUAAGUUAAAGAAUAUUCAUAUGCUGAAUAAUAAAAAAAGAAAAAAUAGUUUUAAUUAAAUAGUAGCUUGCAAGGAUUUUCAAACAAUGUUAAAAGUGCAAAUGUAAAUAGCAGCUUUAGUUAUUCGAGUUAAACAAAUUAAAAUUAAGUUUAAAAUAGCAUGCUUAGCGCUAACUAUAGUAGUAGCUUUUACAAUCCUACAAAAAAAAGUUUAAAUGAUAUAAAUAUAUGA